CCUGCUAGCUACCUGCAUGGUGGUAGUCACAGCCGAAGCUCGAACAAGUCCGAACAAGGAAUGAAGAAUCUCCAGAGCAGCAAGAGAUUGAGUCGUCCGAAGCAGGGGAAAGAGAUAGACAAACAGCCCAGCAACUCCUUCACCUUCGCUGUUAUAACUGCCAUGGCUGUCACUGUAUAUCUGGAAGAGAGAAAAUAG
This is a messenger RNA of Trichophyton verrucosum HKI 0517, 198 nucleotides long. RefSeq lists its product as uncharacterized. NCBI's taxonomy places the organism in Eukaryota, Fungi, Ascomycota, Eurotiomycetes, Onygenales, Arthrodermataceae. The transcript has a single exon. The record is from RefSeq and is a predicted model, not a curated record. The annotation marks the transcript as partial.